Molecule: messenger RNA, 1931 nt
Organism: Saccostrea cuccullata (small rock oyster)
Lineage: Eukaryota; Metazoa; Mollusca; Bivalvia; Ostreida; Ostreidae
Product: linear primary-alkylsulfatase-like
Exons: 4
Coding region: 1-1749 (582 amino acids)
Biological process (GO): dodecyl sulfate metabolic process
Molecular function (GO): protein dimerization activity; linear primary-alkylsulfatase activity
Source: RefSeq, a predicted model, not a curated record
AUGGAAGGUCCCCAAAUUGCAUUUUUCGUGCUGCUGUUAGCGUUGACAGGUUACCUAGGUAACCGAUUAUGGACGGCCAUCAAUGGCCCCUCGUACAAGGAGCGGAUCCAGCGGUUGGCUGCCGUUGACCACCAGCUACAUAACCAUACUGUCGAAUUCGCUCGACCAGAAAUCAUCCAGGUAACGGAUGGUUUGUAUAUGGCCAUUGGAUACGCGCUAGCCAAUUCUAUAAUGAUAGAAGGAAAAGAUGAGAUUGUGAUUGUUGAUGUGACGGAAAGUUACGAAACUGCAUUGGAGAUCAUGGCCGCCUUCCGAAACAUAACGAAGAAACCUGUAGCAGCCAUCAUUUACACACACAACCAUGCAGAUCAUACGUAUGGCGCAAAGGCGUUCAUCGAAAAAGAAUCGAGUCCUCCUGAUAUAUGGGCACAUGAAAGUAUUAACAAAGAAUUUCAACGAACGUUCACAACGAAUACCGCUGGGUAUCGACGGGCAAUGCGACAAUUUGGUGUCUUCUUGCCAGAUGCAGUGAAUUCUGGGAUUGGAAAAAUGUUGAAGUAUGGCGAUGGAAAAUCGACGCUUGGACUGGUUUUCCCAAAUAAAUUUGUUCAUAAAAGAGUUACUAAUCUUACAUUAGCAGGCAUUGAAAUGUCAAUUGUUCACAUUCCGGGUGAAACGGAUGAUCAAAUUGGUGUUUGGUUACCAAAACAGGAUGCAUUUCUCUGUGCAGAUGAUAUGUACAAGGCAUUUCCAAAUCUAUACGCCAUUAGAGGAACGCCUGAUAGAAAUCUUCUUCAGUGGGUAGAGUCCAUAGAUACCAUUAUAGAAUACAACCCACAAUUCCUUGUUCCUAGUCAUACGCGCCCUUUGGUGGGGAAAUCAAACAUACAGGAAGUUCUGACAGUGUAUCGCGACGCAAUUCAGUAUAUCCACGAUCAAACAUUACGCUACAUCAAUAUGGGAAUGGACCCUACAGAUAUAGCAAAUAAAGUCACAUUACCAAAAAACCUUAAAGAGCAUCCAUAUUUACAAGAAUUUUACGGUACUACCGAAUGGUCGGUCAGAACAGUGUUCACCUCGUACUUAGGAUGGUUUAGUGGUGAUGCUGUGGACUUAUCACCGUUGUCAAAAACAGAAAAGGCGGAUAGAAUGAUUAAACUAGUCGGUGUCAAUAAACUCUUGGAACAGGCACGUGAAGCACUGCGAACAAAAGAUUUUCAAUGGGCAUUAGAACUCUCUACUUACGUUCUGAUAACGAAUCCUGGACACAGAGAAGCGACGGAAAUAAAACUCGACUCUCUGACGUCACUUGGUUCUCGGCAAAAGAGUGCUAACGGACGGAAUUAUUAUUUAACAAGUGCAUUUGAAGAAGCAAGUUUAAUUGAUACUUCAGUUGGUCUUCAAAAAAGUCGAGAAAAUGGUGUGAAAUUGUUACCAAUAAAUUUAAUAUUUAGGGCCCUUCAGAUACGUUUUAAGCCUGAAGACUGUGGUCAUGUGACGACAAGUGUAUAUUUCUCGUUCAAAGAUUCUAAUACUCAUAUUUCACUUACAAUAAGAAAUGGAAUAGCGAUUGUCAAAAAUGGCGCAUGCUUACAGUGUGAUGUCGUCGUUACGACUACCGAAAAAGUUUUUAAAGACAUGAUCGGAAGUAGAAUACGAUCAAUUACAGCCUAUGGUUCCGGAGAAAUAGAAAUUCAAGGGGGAGCUAUGAACUUCAGAAAUAUUAUGUCUUGUUUUGAAAGAAGCUGAUUUCAAUACAAUUGUCGAACUCCUGCAAUUCAACUUCCUACAAAAAGAUUCUGAUAUUUAUUUGUACAAAAAAAUAUGAAAAUAUUCUGAAAGUUAUAAAGUUGAGUCAUCCAUCGUGAUAUUAAAAAUGUGAAAAUAUAACGAAAAUCAAAGUGGUCGACCUUUAAAAAAAUCCAAAAAUA